Messenger RNA from Soboliphyme baturini, 1059 nucleotides. Lineage: Eukaryota; Metazoa; Nematoda; Enoplea; Dioctophymatida; Soboliphymatidae. The record is from the annotation of a GenBank genome assembly.
CCAAUCGUUGGAGAUGUUUGUUACGGCGAGUGGCACUAUCCUCCGGGAUGCACUGACUGCCAGUUCCGUGCAACGUGGGCCUACAUCGACGAAAUCGACAGCAUUGAAUUCACCAUUGCGGCAAGCGUACCGGAGGAAUCAUGGACUGGAAUUGGGUUUUCUUCAAAUACCAAGGCAUGGCAUCUUGCAAAUAAAAUUGACAUGAUUGUUGUCCAAAGCCAUAAAAAUCAACUGACGGUGACGGAUAUGAACGUCGCAUCGCCCCUCAGCGUGCCGAAACUGGACCCGGAACAAAACCUGGUUCUACCAGAGGUGGUGGGAAUGCACGAAAAUGGCAUGCUCAGGGCGACCUUCAUUCGACCGCGAACGACGACAGAUCUGAUCAAUGAUGUACAGUUCACUGACGAAGACUGCUUCAAUUUCGUUUUCCCGGCGCAUCCGGGUCGUCUGGAUAGAAAUGGCAAUAUCGACUCAUUGACCAAGCCCCCGAUUAUAUCGAAAGAGAAGGUCUGCGUUCGAAGCUGCACGCCGAAAAUCUUCAAAAAAAACUGUCAGCAAGAAUAUCGAUUUCCCGCAGGCUGCAUACCACCGUCAUGCGAAUAUUUGGCCGUUUGGUCCUUCGAUCCGAGUUCCAACGAAGUCACUUUUCAUAUUACUUCUAAAGAAGUUGGAAGAUGGACAGGUAUAGGCUUUUCCGAAACCGGCUCAAUGACAAACAGCGACAUGAUCAUGGGCUGGGUUCAUGAGAAUAAGACCUACGUCACGGACAGGUUUGCGUACGGGAAGGAAAUGCCGGUGAUCGACAAGCAAAAGGAUGUCUACAACAUUCAGGGCAGAAUCGAAGAUGGUAUGCAGACGUUGGUAUUUUCCCGGAAGCGCAAUACGACAGACACGCAAGAGGAUGUCAGCCUCGACGAAUGUGUGUACUUCUUGUUUCCGGUCGGCGGUGGUCGGAUUUUGGCUAGAUCGUCGCAAGACUACCACGACAGCAGCAUCCAUGUCGGCUUCCAUGACAUGUACAUCCCAAAGGUGUCCAGCGAACCCAUCUGCAUUUGUUCA